AUGGUGGCUGCCAAGGCGGGCCACAGCAGUGUGGUGGGUCGUCUGCUGGAGGCUGGUGCCCCUUGGAAUGCUCUGGACAAGAAUGGCCUUUGCGCUGGUGAACAUGCUGAGGCGGCUGGACACCAGGACGUGGUCAACCAGCUGGUGGUGGCAGGCUGCCGUGCAGAGCUGAUCCUUGCUGCUGCGGAGCAGCACGUUCGGCCCAACGGUCAGGUGAGCAACCAGGACUUCCUCGCAAGGAGCGUCCGGUACUCUUCAUCGAAUGACAGAAUACUGGAUGAAGAUGGCGAAGCAGUCAUGAUGGAAUGGGAACAGCCACUGAUGGAGGCCCAUGCUGAGGCUAUCUGCUGUUCGGGUGGGGACAUUUUGAAUGUGGGUUUUGGAUUGGGCCUCAUUGAUGCGGCCAUUCAAAGGAGGAAGCCGAGGUCUCAUACUAUUAUCGAGGCUCAUCCAGACGUGCACAAGAAGAUGCUCGACACGGGGUGGGACAAGAAGGAGGGCGUCAAAAUUGUUUUUGCAAGGUGGCAGGAGGUCCUGCCGGGUCUGGGCCCGUUUGACGGCAUUUUCUUUGACACCUACGGCGAGUACUAUGAUGCGGACAUGCGAGAAUUUCACUCGCUGCUGCCGAAAAUUUUGAAACCGGGGGGAGUGUAUUCCUUCUUCAACGGCCUGGUCCCGACCAACCCCUUCUUCCAAGCUGUCUAUCGACAAAUUGUGGACAUGGAAAUGGCGGCGAUGGGAAUUGAGACCACGUUCAUUUCGCUGCCCGUGGAUGCGCCAGAUGAGUCGGUGUGGAAGGGCGUGAAGCACAGGUACUGGUGCAGCGACGCGUACUACCUGCCCGUGUGCGAGUACAUCGAGGCGGAUCACGGAGGUGAAAGUCAGGCCGAAAGCCGGACGCCCCCUUCCUCCUAG
Molecule: messenger RNA, 915 nt
Organism: Ostreobium quekettii
Lineage: Eukaryota; Viridiplantae; Chlorophyta; Ulvophyceae; Bryopsidales; Ostreobiaceae
Source: the annotation of a GenBank genome assembly